UAACUCUCUCAUCUACAUUUACAAGAGAGAGAGAGAGAGGGAGGGAUGUUGGAACCCGAAGGAGAACAUCCGACUUUCCUUCACAAAACCACGAAAACCAGCUCCUCCAUCGAACGGGAGCUGAUGGAUCUCGAUAUGGAUCUCGAUGCUUCUUGGCCGUUCGAUCCAAACCCCUUGAUUUCCAAUCCUUCAUCUCCUUUCUUCCUCUCUUUCUUCGCUUCUCAAAACUCUAACCAGCUCCAGCACCAGCAACCACCCUUUUCAUCCUCCGACCAGCCCUCUUCCCCUCUAUGGACUUUCUCAGAUGCCGCCGCCGCUGCCGCCGCCCCUGUUGAUGAGAAAUCUGUUGACAGCCAUAGAUCUCAGUCACGUACCUCUCAUCAAAUAAAUGGAGAUGCAAUGGAAGAUGAUGACAAGAGAAGGCUGCUGCCAUCAGCAGUGGAUGAGGAGAAUUCAGAUAGAUCCCGUGCCAUCAAGGAGAGGAUGACGAAGGCACUUCGAUACUUCAAGGAAUCAACGGAACAACACGUUCUUGUUCAGGUUUGGGCGCCCGUGAAGAAUGGUGAUCGAUAUGUUCUCACGACUUCCGGGCAACCCUUUGUUCUGGACCCCCAUAGUAGUGGGCUUCUUCAAUAUAGAACGGUUUCUCUGAGGUACAUGUUUUCUGUAGAUGGGGAAAGCGAGGGAGAUUUGGGACUGCCCGGUCGUGUUUUCCGGCAGAAAUUACCAGAAUGGACACCGAAUGUGCAGUACUAUAGUAGCAAGGAGUACCCACGUCUUAAUCAUGCCCUGCACUACAAUGUUCGAGGGACCUUGGCAUUGCCAGUUUUUGAACCUUCUGGACAGUCUUGUGUUGGUGUGGUUGAGCUUAUAAUGACUGCGCAGAAGAUCAAUUAUGCAUCAGAGGUUGAUAAAGUGUGCAAAGCUCUUGAGGCAGUAAAUCUUAAAAGUUCUGAAAUUUUGGAUCACCCAAAUGUUCAGAUAUGUAAUGAAGGUCGUCAAGCUGCCUUGGCUGAAAUCCUUGAGGCAUUAACUGUGGUCUGUGAGACACAUAAACUGCCGUUGGCUCAGACCUGGGUUCCAUGCAGGCAUCGCAGUGUUCUAGCUUAUGGUGGUGGUUUGAAGAAGAGCUGCACAAGCUUUGAUGGGAGUUGCAUGGGACAGGUCUGCAUGUCAACAACAGAUGUUGCAUUCUAUGUCGUGGAUGCUCAAAUGUGGGGGUUUAGAGAUGCUUGUGCAGAGCAUCAUUUGCAAAAGGGACAGGGUGUGGCUGGAAAGGCCUUUGCAUCACACAGGCCAUGUUUCUCUGCAGAUAUUACCCAAUUCAGCAAGAUAGAGUACCCCCUAGUACACUAUGCGCGCAUGUUCGGGCUAACAGCCUGUCUUGCUAUAUGCCUACGGAGUACACAUACAGGAAGCGAUGAUUAUAUUUUAGAGUUCUUCCUGCCCCCUAAUUGCACGACCGGUAGAGAGCAACAAGACCUUUUGGGCUCUCUUGCAACCACCAUGAAGCAGUGUUUUCGGAGUCUAAAAGUCGUUUCUGAAAAAGAACUGCAAGAAGAAAGAUCUCUUGAAAUAAUUGAAAUAUCUGUAGAUGAGAAGCCUGAGUUGAAAUUCGAACGUGAGCGAAGUCAAAGUGGCAGAAGUCAUCUUCAAAUGUCCCCUGAAGUCAAAGUCUUACCAGGGCUUGAUGUUUUAGGAGUAGAUGUUUUGCAGGUAGGAGAUGUGAUUCCAGAUUUGUUGGGGCAGCAUUUUGUGACAGAAGCUGAUGCUCCAAAGAAUGACAACAAAUUUACUAAUGCGGAUGGAAGCCAGAUUCCUGUUUCUUUACCUGAAAAUAAAAGCACAAAGACAUCAGAAAGAAAGCGAGGGAAAACUGAGAAGUCGAUCAGUUUAGAGGUUCUCCAACAGUAUUUUGCUGGGAGUCUUAAAGAUGCUGCAAAGAGCCUUGGUGUUUGCCCAACUACCAUGAAGCGGAUCUGCAGGCAGCAUGGAAUUUCCCGGUGGCCAUCUCGCAAGAUAAAAAAGGUGAAUCAUUCCCUGUCCAAGCUGAAACGAGUGAUCGAAUCUGUUCAUGGCGCGGAUGGUGCAUUUAAUCUUGCUUCUCUCACAACAAGCCCACUUCCUGUGACUGUUGGUUCCAACUCUUGGCCAGCUAAUUUGAAAGUGCCGAAGCAGCAAUCUGUGGGCACUGAUCCUUCUGAUAUGCAGAGGGAAAGAGAGAAAGGAUCACCACCAACAAGUAAAACACCAGAAAGUGAUGAUCAUGGUGACAAGGGAGACAGCAUGCCUGAAGGAGUUGGGUUGUUAGCUCGUCAGGAACUUGUUCAUGAGCAAAUCUGUUCUCAGCCGGAGUUUGGCAGGGCCUCCCAUGGAUCAAAGACAAGAAGCAGUUCUGGUGAAGAGAGCACAGGGACCCGAACUUCUCAAGAUUCAUAUCAUGGUAGCCCUGCGAAUGAAACCCAUUUGAACUAUCCAUUCAUUCCUUCUACCCAAGACCAAGUAAACGUCGGAGGCUAUCUGGGGUUGGCUUUUCAGUCCACUGGAGUACCGAAUCUAUCCGUUGCAUACUCAAUACCCAAUGCUCUUGUAACGGCACAGCCUCAAGACCUUUUGGGUGGACUGUUAAUCGAGGAGUCGGGAAGCUGUAAAGAUUUGAGAGAUCUCUGUAGUACAGCUGCAGAUGGUUGUCAGGAUGAGCGGGUGCCUGAAUCUAGUUGGACAAAUCCUCCUUGUUCUGAGCCUGCCAAUCAGCAAACCAUGGCUGCCCUCACUCUUACACGGCCCCAAGCAAUGGCCACACAAGAGAUGAGGACCGUAACAAUAAAGGCAACUUACAAGGAAGACAUCAUAAGGUUCCGCCUGCCAUUUGCUUCCGGUGUCAUGGAGUUGAAGGAGGAAGUGUCAAAGAGGUUGAAGCUGGUGGUGGGCACAUUCGAUAUUAAGUAUUUGGACGAUGAUCACGAAUGGGUCGUACUAGCUUGCGACGCAGACUUGCAAGAAUGUAUGGAAAUCUCGAGGUCGUCAGGGGGGCAUGUAAUCAGGCUGCUGGUCCACGACAUAGUUGCCAACUUUGGGAGCUCUUGCGAGAGCUCAGGCGAAUGAGAGUUAGAAGAGGUUGCAAGCAACCGACUGACCCCACGUUAGGUAAUGUUGUCUCGUUCUUUGUAAUAUUAUAUUGUCUGGUAUCAGGCAGGUGAAAUUGUAGAUUUUGGUUUUGUGAAGCCUGCUUUACUAUGUUGUUGUAGCAUAUUUUGAAUUGGAUUAGAUAAACCCCAGGUAGUUCUGGCGGGUUGGACUGCUUAGCAAUUGAAUUUAUUCUUUCCGUGGGGGCAUGGUUAUUGAA
This is a messenger RNA of Magnolia sinica, 3346 nucleotides long. RefSeq names its product protein NLP3-like. The transcript is spliced from 5 exons. NCBI's taxonomy places the organism in Eukaryota, Viridiplantae, Streptophyta, Magnoliopsida, Magnoliales, Magnoliaceae. The coding region runs from base 46 to 3105 and encodes 1019 amino acids. The record is from RefSeq and is a predicted model, not a curated record. Gene Ontology annotation, molecular function: protein binding; DNA-binding transcription factor activity.